UAAAAAUUCAUAGCCCUAAAAUACAAGAGGGCGAUGUAUUUUUAUGCAUAUAAAGAGCUUAGUUGCAUAUUAGUAUAUCGGCAGUCUUGUACCACCAUCAUACAGUUAGCAAUCGCUUGUGUAUAUACCAUCUGAGCACAAUGGGCACAAAGCGGAAGGCGCUGUCGUUGGACGAUGAGUUCAGUAAAUUCGAGGCCGAAAUGGCCGCAUUAGAAAAGGAUAGUGCCACUGCACCUGCGCACACGAAAGUUAUUACGAGCGCGAAUGGAAAUGUGCAUGCAAGCACACAGCAGGGUAUUGGAAAAAGUAAUAGUACUCUUCCAUCUCCACACACACACCAACAGCAGCAUAGUAGUCAACAACAUAUGCAGACACAGAAUACUUCGAAUAACAAUAACAACCAACGCGCAUACUCGGGAGCACCUCCCAGGCCACCACAGAUAUUCAAUAACAAUCCCACACAGCAACGUACACAGGGUCACCCAAUGCAUCCCUCGGCACCUCCCAGAUCACAGUCACAGUCACAUACACAACAGAGAUCUGGCAUACCGCCGCAACACUCACAGCACGGGCCACCUGCACCGGGUAUACCGCACGGUGAUACUAUACCAGGCAUGCGACAACCUCCACAGCAGAGACCUCCAGGUAGUGGCUUGCCACAAGGGCCGCCACAGGGCCCGCCACAGGGUCCGCCACAGGGGCCUCUCAGGCCACCGGGACCACCGGUAUUUGUACCGCAAGGACCCCCGCAGAGUGGUUUACAACAGAGAUCAUUGAUUACUGAUAUGCCUAGAGGACCGCCCGGCGUGGCACAACAGGGCCCACCACGGCCGGUUAUGUAUACACCACCACCACAACAGCAACAGCAACAGCAACAGCUACAGCAACAGCUACAUAUGCCGAAUAGACCCCCUCUGGAAUUAGAUGCACCGACACAGAGUGCACCCGGGGCCAUGCAUCCCAGUCGAAUGGCAUUGCAGGGUGCCUCUCAACCACAGCCACGCCCGUCAUUUCCAGCAAAUGGGCCCGUGCCAGCAUACAUGCAGAAUGCACCACAGAAAAACAUCCAGGGACAGCUACCACCACAUAAUCAACCGCAAGCACAUACACAGCAGCACUUACACCAACCACCGCAUAUGACAGGGCCGAUGCAGCCACACGUGAACCACCAACAACUACAACAACAGCAACAGAAUCCCAUCAUCUUAAACGGUGUAUACCAGCCUAUGCAAAACGCUGCACCACCUCUGGAGAAGGAGAUUAAAGCGGCUCCCACAACGUACUCAGCGGCGCCCCAGAAGAUCGAGAAGCCGGAAAUCGGGCCGAGUAAACCCAAAGCGUCAGAUGAAGACGACUCCAAGAAUGUAAAAGAAACAGACGCUACAACCAGAUCAACUGAGAAAGCGGUAGAUAAACCUACUAACGCCGGUUACGCGGGCCCUCAAAUGCCAUCGUUUGCUGGACCCCAAAUGCCAAUGACUGGGCCCCAAUUGCCAAUGGCUGGACCACAACUGCCCGCAUAUGCUGGGCCACAGACUCCUUCGUAUGGACCUAUGCCUACAGAGGAAGAAGUUCUGGCUGCGCAAGAGGAGGAGGAAGCAGCACAACAAGAAGAGAAAAAGAAGCUGGCCAUCAGACACGCUGGUGGAAGGACCUGGAACGACUCGAAACUCGCUGAAUGGGAUAAAGAUGACUAUGUGAUAUUUGUGGGUGACCUGGGCAACGAUGCCAGUGAUGAGAUGUUGAAAAGGUCUUUUAGUCACUUCGCGAGUUUCCAGAAGGCGCGAGUGGUCGCUGAUACUAAGACGGGGAAGAACAGGGGCUACGGAUUCGUGAGUUUCAGAGAGGUGGGGGACUACGCACGCGCCAUGAAGGAGAUGAAUGGAAAAUACUGUGGGAACCGUCCCAUGAAGCUCAAACGAAGUAGCUGGCAACAGAGAUCGUACAAAGCGAAAAAGGCCAAGGGCGAAAUCAUGUACACAUCGAAGCGCUUAAAAUAGAAUAGUGCGCAAAAUAAAAUGAUAAUAAG
Molecule: messenger RNA, 2029 nt
Organism: Sphaeroforma arctica JP610
Lineage: Eukaryota; Ichthyosporea; Ichthyophonida
Exons: 6
Coding region: 141-2000 (619 amino acids)
Molecular function (GO): mRNA binding
Source: RefSeq, a predicted model, not a curated record